This is a messenger RNA of Onthophagus taurus, 1557 nucleotides long. The record is from RefSeq and is a predicted model, not a curated record. NCBI's taxonomy places the organism in Eukaryota, Metazoa, Arthropoda, Insecta, Coleoptera, Scarabaeidae.
AUUGCAGGUUUGAGAAGAACUGAUGUUGGAGUCCCAAAUCAGCAAUCAAUCGGCCAGCAACCAUCAUACCCCAGUCAAUCGGCCGUUUUUGUAGAGCAAAAAGGUUGUUCUUGGGGUUAUACUAACCGCCUAGUCGCCUGCUCGAGUACGCAAGGUGGACAGUGGUUUCAAAACGGCCCCAAUGCUGUAGCAGGUGGACCGCAUUGCACUCAAUGUUCCGGAUGUCCGGUUGUUGUUCCACGUAGUUCUAGUCAUCCCGGAAACUCUGUACCGGUGCCUCAACCUUCAAGCAACCAAAGAAAACCAAGACCAGUCAGCCAACCAAUUGGUUUGUUGAUUCCCAACGGAGACAGUGGUCAUUCUAGACAAUUACCACUUCCGGAAAUAUCAGAGUUUUCACCGCAAGGAACUCAAUAUGCUUCAAGCAGUGUUUUGGAUGAAGUUAGUACCAAAGAUGAAGAAUGCCAAAUUGGUGGUGGUUCGACAACAUUAAAAACACGCAGUUUGCCUGCUUGGGUUCGUUCGAAACCGCGUCCAUUAUCAACGGAAGACGAUCUAACCGAUUUAUACGCAAAAGUGAAUUUUAGCAAAAAACGAAAGAAUCGUAUGCGAAACGAUGAGGCGGCGAUAAUCGCAUUAAGUAAGUCGCGAAGUCAAUUUUUACACAAAGAUACCGAUUCUUUGGUUGACAACGAAGCCGUUAUCGUUUACGACGAACGAACGGCGCUUUAAAUACGAUUUAAUAUAAAAAGAAUAAUACGUUUUAAUGAAAUAUUAAAAUAUAAGAAUUAAAAAUCAAGAUGUAAUAAAGAAACUGUAUAUUUUUUGGCUGUUUUAAAUCAUCGAUUGAAAACAUAUCGACGGCACCCAAAAAAGACUUUGAUGAGACAAAUAAUUUUGGGCAUUUUUUUGUUUGGGUGUUUUCAUAAAGUAAGCACAAAAAUGAAAAUGAUGAAAUUAAAAAAAUGUGGCCUAAAAGAAUAUUAUUUAGAUUUUUAAAAAAUAAGCUUAAGGUGUGUGUAUUCUUGUCUUGCACCCCUGCAAUUUUGAAAGCUUUUGUUAUUGAAUUUAAACGUUUUUGAUAGCGCAAUAUUUUCCUAAAAUAGCUAGUUGUUAUUCUGUGAUAAUUAUUUAAGAUUUUUUAUUCUGAAAUUGUUACGAUUAAAGACUGGAUUUAUAAGUAAAUUGAAAUAAUCUCCUUUAUAAUCAUAUGAACAUGAAUUUAUAAAUAUUAUGAUGCAGUUAUUAAUGCGUAUAUACCACUGUUUAGAGUGUUAUAAUAAACGUUUUUUAGGCAAUUUUAUAUAAAUAAAAAAGGAAAUAGAUUGAAUUCUUAAAAAUUUUACGGUAAUUAUAGAUUAAUGUUUUUACUGUAUCAAGAAAAGUAGAUCUAUUUUAAUUUCGAUUUAAAUUUGUUAAGCAUCUUAAAUUUUUUUAUGUGCUAGGUGAUAUUAAAACUUUUUUAUCUAAAAAUACUUUCUAAAUUAUUUUUGAGUUUUAGAAUUUUGUCCAGUAAUAAUAGUGUAAUUAAAAUAAAGAAUGUUAGAAUUCCCAAAA